Messenger RNA from Lytechinus pictus (painted urchin), 4173 nucleotides. RefSeq names its product MAM and LDL-receptor class A domain-containing protein 1-like. Lineage: Eukaryota; Metazoa; Echinodermata; Echinoidea; Temnopleuroida; Toxopneustidae. The transcript has 25 exons. The record is from RefSeq and is a predicted model, not a curated record. Gene Ontology annotation, cellular component: membrane. The coding region runs from base 1 to 4173 and encodes 1390 amino acids. Gene Ontology annotation, molecular function: nucleic acid binding.
AUGAACCACAUAGAGCAUGCAUGGGAUGCCCUAGGCCGAGCCAUCAACGACAGAGAGGUCAUUCCUCAAAAUCUGCAGGAGUUGGCAGAUGCUCUGAGGGAAGAAUGGGACGCCAUGCCUGUUGACGUCAUCAACAAGCUAGUGGACAGCAUGCCACGACGUCUGCAUGCGCUGAUCAUAUUUGAAGUCGCCCGCGGCUCAUCAUACAAUGGGGAUGUGGCAUUAGAUGAUAUUUUAAUCACGAGUUAUGGCUGCCCCGGCCACCACAAACUUGUCGAUAAAAACGAGAGUAGUGUAUCAUGCACUUUUGAAGAAGCUGAGCUGUGUGCUUACGUCCAAGAUGACACGGAUACCAUUGACUGGAAAUGGCACAACAGAGCAGCAGGCGGCGUCUUUACUGGUCCAGAUUACGAUCACACGAAAGGAAAUGAAUUUGAAGACGUCGCACGUAUCAUGUCUCCGGUUGCCACUUCAUCACCAUCGAUAUCGUCGUGUGUCGAGUUCUGGUAUCACAUGUGGGGAAGGGAUGUUGAAACCCUCAAUGUCUACAUCAAACCUGAAUCCUCGGACUUGCUGCCGUCGACACCGGUGACGAGAGUUGAAGGCGACCAGGGAAACUACUGGCAUCGAAAAAAAUUCACUGUACCAGCCGGGUCGGGAGAAUAUAGAAUAGUAUUUGAAGGUAUCCCGGGAGAUGAAGUACGUGAUGACAUCGCAAUGGACGACGUUACGCUCUACCAGGAUCAGAAUUGCCCUGAAUUUGUUACCGAGCCUCCUAAUUCUGGUACCAUGCCUCCUGCAAGAGAAAGUAUCGACUGCGAUUUUGAGAAAGAUUUCUGCGAUUACACUAAUGACAUUGACACUGAUUACGGAGACUGGACAAGACGCCAAGCGAAAGACGGCUCGACCUCUACUAUAACUGGGCCAAAAGUGGAUCAUACGCUAGGGACAGAGUUGGACUACCUUACCCUCCAGAUUGUUGAAUGGGGAAGCACACCGUCCAUGGACCCACAGUUUGCAAUUUAUGGCAAUCAUGCGGAGAAGUGGAUGGAGCUCGGAAUGGACGUCCCCGCGUCAAGUGAGCCGUUUCAGAUAUGGUUCGUUGGAACAAUAGGCACGUCAAGAUACGCUUCUGAAAUAGUUCUGGAUGACAUAGCCCUCAUGAACGGAAAAUGUCCGAUUCAAGCCACGGAAGCUCCACCAGUACCUUGGGCAGCCAACUGUGAUUUCGAGUCUACGACGGACCCGCUCUGUGGCUAUACUAAUAAUGACGACAACGAUUUUGACUGGACAGUGCAUAGCGGUAGCACCAGCUCGAGCAAUACAGGCCCUUCAAGCGAUCACACAACGGGAACCGCCAUAGGACACUAUGCUUACGUCGAGUCUUCUAUUCCGCAUCGGCCCAAUUCUCGCAUCUCCAUAAGAUCUCCUAUCCUUAAUAGCAAGAACCAAGACAUGUGUAUUCGAUUCUACUACCACGCGUACGGUAAGGACGUCGGGUCUCUGACCGUCGAUGUCGAUUUGGAAGACUUUUACGACGACAUCACGCAAUUUGCGAUCGCCGGCGACCACGGGAAUAAAUGGCGCCCAGCUAAUGUGAAUAUACCGGCUAGCUUCACUGGUAUCCAUAAUUUCAGGAUUGAAUUUUCGACCGAGAAAUACAGAGACGGAUUCGAAGGCGACGUCGCUAUCGAUGACAUCCUGUUCUUAAGGAGGCCAUGCGAAGGAUAUCCGUCCGAAAGCGCGUGUAGCUUCGAACAAGGCCUAGUAGGCUGUGGAUAUAGUGUCGAUUUGACCGCUCAAUACCAAUGGAAGUGGUACGAUCUCCUAGCCUUAGAAGAACCACCCCUGAAUUCGAUUUCUACCUCUUUCAUGUACACCAAGGCCCCGACUCCGAUCACCGGUUACACCGCUGAACUGUUCUCCGCAGUCUACGAUCUCCGUGGUCGGACCCAUUGUCUGACAGUCGACGUCGUCCUCACAGGAGACAGCACUCACCGGCUUCUGAUUCAAACACGAGAGACGAAGGCGAAGAUAAAACACGAUAUAGGCCUUCUUUCGGGAGACCUUGGUGGGUCGUGGGUCAGGGGAAACUGGUCAAUACAGGGCGAUCUCAUUUAUCCUACGUUUCAGCUUGUCUUCACGGCGAUGUAUGACUCAAGCUCCGAAGGAAUUAUUGCCAUCGAUAAUGUUUACCUUUCAAAGCAUAUGGAUGCGUGCAUGGAACAACAUGUUCUUGGAGGAUUCAGUUGCAACUUUGAAAAGGGUAUGUGCGGCUACACCCAGGACCAAGGAGAUGACUUCGAUUGGACCAGGUUCCAGGGUCGUACCGAGACCAGCGAGACUGGUCCUGAUGUGGACCAUACCCAUGGAACGCGCCUUGGAUACUACUUGUAUGCCGAAGCUUCUGGUAGGUCAGAAGGCAACAGAGCUCGUUUGACAAGCUUAGCAGAGGAUGUUAUUAAGCCGCAAUGUAUCCAUUUCUUUUACUCAUUGUAUGGUGACACAACAGGAUCACUCAGAGUCUACGUCAAAGAUAUCACUUCCUCGAGUUUGGGUGAUCCAGUGUGGUCUCUCUCAGACAAUCGCGGUAGCGGCUGGUAUAGAGGACUGGCGAGCAUUCAAAAUAGCACCAAUAGAAUUCAGCUGGUCUUCGAAGCAGAAAUGGGAAUUGGAGAGUAUUCUGACAUUGCAAUUGAUGAUGUCGAAGUAAAGGAAGGACUCUGUCCACUGGAUUUCCUGAACUGCACUUUCGAGGAAGAAGUUGGAAUGUGUGGAUUCGUUCAUGAUGAAACAGCAGAUUUCGACUUCAUCCACUGGAACGGAAAAACUUACUCGUCAGACCCAGGCCCUGCCAUCGACCACACAACGGGAACAGAAGAAGAUAUUAUCAAGAAUGAGAGUAGUGUAACAUGUGACUUCGAAGAAAUUGAGUUGUGCUAUUACGUCCAGGAUGACACAGAUACCAUUGACUGGAAGUGGCAGAACCAAGCAACAAAAGAUGGCUAUAACGGACCAGAAAUGGAUCACACGAGAGGGGAUGAAUUCGGGUUUUACUUGUUUGUCGGUAGUUCAAUCUACCAUGAUACAGAGGACGUCGCUCGCAUCAUGUCACCAAUUGCCACAGCAUCACCAUCAAUAUCAUCUUGUGUAGAGUUCUGGUAUCAAAUGUGGGGAAGGGAUGUCGAAACACUCAAUGUCUACAUCAAACGUGAAUCUUUGGCCUUGCCUUCGGCGCCAGUGACAAAAUUAACAGGCGAUCAGGGAAACUACUGGCAUCGAAGAACAUUCACUGUACCAGCAGGGUCCGGAGAAUACAGGGUGGUAUUUGAAGGUAUACCUGGGGUGUACAUACGUGAUGACAUCGCAAUAGAUGACGUCAGGUUAUACCUGGAUCAAAGCUGUCCAGAAUUUGUUACGGAGCCCCCUCAGCCUACUACCAUGCCUCCAGGAAGAGACGACAUCGAUUGCGAUUUCGAAGAGGAUUUCUGCGAUUACAUGCAAGAGUUGGACGCCGACUACGGGGAUUGGGAGCGACGUCAGGGUUUGGAUGGUCGUGAUUGGCCGGCGUUUAGUCGUACGGGACCGACAAAGGAUCACACGUUGGAUUCGAGAUACGGCCACUAUGCAAGCUUUGACCCGUACGACCUGAAGGGGGCAGUCGUAGGAGAUUUGGCUGUGCUGAAAUCACCUUUCAUCUCACCAAAGCCACACGAACGUUGCUUGGUUUUAUACGCGUACAUGUUUGGUUAUGGAAUAGACUACUUCACCAUUCAGAUAGUUGAAUGGGGUGGCACACAGACCAUGGACCCAUCCUUCGCUAUAUUCGGCAAUUACGGGGAAAGGUGGAUGGAACUCGAAAUGGAUGUUCCCUCGUCAACGUUGUCUUUCCAGAUCUUAUUCGUUGGGUCGGUUGGCCACUCAAAAUCUACAUCUGAAAUAGGUCUCGAUGACAUCACUCUCAAGAACGGAAAGUGUCAGGCGAAAGCCACCGAACCACCAGUUCCUUGGGCCGCCAACUGUGAUUUUGAAUCAACGAGUGAUCCGUUCUGCGGCUAUACUAACUACGGACUCAACGAAUAUGACUGGGUUGUGCAUAGCGGCAGUACCAGUUCCAGCAACACUGGCCCUCCAAGCGAUCACACAACAGGAAAUGCAACAGGUAGCGUCUGA